Molecule: messenger RNA, 2341 nt
Organism: Manihot esculenta (cassava)
Lineage: Eukaryota; Viridiplantae; Streptophyta; Magnoliopsida; Malpighiales; Euphorbiaceae
Product: receptor-like cytosolic serine/threonine-protein kinase RBK2
Exons: 9
Coding region: 535-1860 (441 amino acids)
Biological process (GO): protein phosphorylation
Molecular function (GO): ATP binding; protein kinase activity
Source: RefSeq, a predicted model, not a curated record
CAUCUAAAAAGACACGUGCUUAUUGGACGUGCGACGUCUUGUCGAGACCAAAUAUAGCCGGCUCUGACCGGCGGCCAGUGAAGCCCUCAGACGCCAGUCAGGCACGGUGUGGAUAAGAACUUCAGAAUCUUUUAGCCUCUGCAAUUUUUUUUUUAAAUGAAGAAUUUAAAAUUUUAGAAUCAAAAUAUAUUUAAUAAAAAUGGAAAAAAGAAUCUCUAACCAUUUAUGAGAGAAGCAGUGACUUGUUGGAGUAACUGUGAAUUUACGUCCACCUCUGAGUUUCCUGUCUCCUCUGCUUCUCUGCUACGUUCUCUGCCACUCUCUCAGGAAGAUUCAGCUUCUCCUCUCUGGUUUUUCCCCUUCUCCUUUGCGUUUCUUAUGAGAUUUUAGAAGAAAUGUUUCUUUCCGAGUUCUCUGUCUUCUGGGCUUCUAUUUGCAGGCGCGUUUCUUGAGUAUCACUCUCUGCUUUUUCAAUAGAGAACAGAGGAAUCUGGGUAAAGAUCAACUUGAGGAUAAGAAAGCACGAUAAAUACUAUGUUCUGUGCCUCUGUUCCUUCUCCAGGUUCUCUCUCUGAUCAUAUAGACAUGAAGAAAAAGGAGGACACAAGCUCCCCUGUUGGGGUUCUUGAAGACUACUUCAGAAGCGAAGAAUCCGAAAGCUGUUCUUCGAAAGAACCCACAUCGGUUUUGGAAGCUCAAAGAACUUCAAAAGCUAAUUCCCCUUGGCAUGGAUUUUUCCAACUGUUGAGAAGCAGAUCAAAGAAACAUUUAGCUACAUUGCAUCCCCUGAGUGUACUAAAGCUCUCAUUGAAGAGGAGCUCUAGUAUGAGAGAGAUGGUACCGAAUCUUUUUUCAAGCUCUGAUUCAUUCAAUUUAAACUCUCCUACAACAAGCUUCACUCUCUCUGAGCUCCAAGCUGCAACCAACAAUUUCAGCCAAGAAAAUCUGAUUGGAAAGGGUGGUUAUGCUGAAGUUUAUAAAGGGUGUUUGAAAAAUGGGAAACUGGUGGCUAUUAAGCGGCUGACAAGAGGAACACUUGAUGAGAUGAUAGGGGACUUUCUAUCGGAGAUGGGGAUUAUGGCCCAUGUGAAUCAUCCUAAUACAGCUAAGUUAAUUGGCUAUGGAGUUGAAGGAGGAUUGCAUCUUGUUCUUGAGUUGUCUCCCCAUGGGAGCUUAGCUUCUCUGCUCUAUGGCUCCAAAGAUAAAUUGACAUGGGAAAUUAGGUAUAAGAUUGCACUGGGAACAGCUGAGGGUUUACUCUAUCUUCAUGAAGGUUGCCAGAGAAGAAUAAUACAUAGAGAUAUCAAGGCUGCUAAUAUUUUGCUCACAGAGGACUUUGAGCCUCAGAUUUGUGAUUUUGGGCUUGCAAAAUGGCUACCCGAGCAUUGGACUCACCACGUUGUAUCCAAAUUCGAAGGCACAUUUGGCUAUCUUGCUCCCGAGUACUUAAUGCAUGGAAUAGUUGAUGAAAAAACUGAUGUUUUUGCCUUUGGUGUACUGCUACUGGAACUAGUCACCGGCCGGCGAGCGCUGGAUUACUCGCAACAAAGCCUUGUCUUGUGGGCAAAACCUUUGCUGAAGAAGAGUGAGAUCAAGGAGCUAGUUGAUCCUGCACUUGCCAAUGAUUAUAAUGCUCGACAGAUGAAUCUCAUGGUCUUGGCUGCUUCUUUAUGCAUACAACACUCUUCAUUACGGAGGCCUCAACUGACUCAGGUUGUGCAGAUUCUGAAAGGUAAUCUCAGCUGCUUGAAAUGCAUGAAAAAAUCCCGAGUGGCAUUCUUCAGAAAAGCUUUCUCCGAGGAGCUCUUCAAAGCAGAGGAGUAUAAAUCACCCAACAAUAUAUCUUCUCAACUGGGAUGACAGGUCGAUUUUCAGGUUUUAAUUAAGAAAGACCGUAAGGAAAGACGAUGAUUUUCAACUUGUGUAAAUAAAAAUUAAGAAGGAACUUAAAAAAGAAAAGAGAAGAAAAAUGCAAGUAUUCCCACUUUAUGUAAAUUGUACAGUAAAAUCCUACUGAACUAGGCUGGAGAAUAUUGGAUAUUUUUAUAAAAUCAAAGUAUAUAUUUUAAUGAGGUAGAGUAUGGAAUAAAUCCUAUGGGGCAAUACAGUGCGAACAUUAUAAUAACUGUGAUUGUACUUGGAAAAAAAAAAUAUGCAAAGAAUCGUGUAGACUCCAGAAGCAAAAAAGAGAGGUAGUUUUGCUUUAAAAUUUGCAGAAUGCUUAUGUUCCUCGUCAAGAGGCAACAGCGAAAGCUUGAAACUGCAUUUUAAAUUGUAGAUUUCAGCGAGCUUGCGGAAGUACUCUCUUAGAAUCUGACAAAAAAAAAGGCCUAAAACUCCA